CCGAGGAGAUCGACAACGUAGCAGCCUUUGAUGGCACCCUUACCCAAGCUUAUAAAUGCUAUGUAUGUAUGUAUGCCCGAGUCACAUAAGCAUCGAUCUAUUUACCUACCUACCUCGAGAAGGAUCUUUCAUCAUUCAUAUUUCUUUUCGUGGAUUUCCCCUAACGUCCUGGUAUCACCACUAAUGUUACCAUCCAAUCAUCCCAUCAUCCCAUCAUCCCUAUCCAUCAUCCAAACACAUACCUAGGUAACCUACCUACUGCUUCAUACACCUCCCCCACCACCAUGACAUCCAAGCUCAGCUCAGACUACCCCUGGGUCUCCACCCCCAUCAUCAUCAACGCGCCCAUGGACGGCAUGGCGACCGAGGACCUCGCCGUCGCCGUGACCCAAGCCGGCGGGAUCGGCAUGCUCGGCUCCGCCCUCGACCUCGACCAGCUCGAAGCUCGCCUCUCCCGCACCAGGACCCUCCUCGCCUCCCCCCCACCACCAACCCUCCUCCCCAUCGGCGUGAGCAUGUUCCCCUUCGCCUGCAACCCCUCCCUCGCCCUCCCCAUCCUCGCCAGACACCCCCCCGCCAUCCUCUGGCUCUUCUGCGCCGCCGACCCCUCCCACUACCUCCCCUGGGUCACCGGGAUCCGGCAGCGCAGCCCCGGCACGCGCGUGUGGAUCCAGCUCGGCAGCGUCGGCGCCGCGCUCGCCGCCGCGCGCCUCUGCCGCCCCGACGUCCUCGUGCUGCAGGGCGCCGACGCGGGCGGGCACGGGUUUGCGCGCGGCGCGAGCGUCGUGUCGCUGGUCCCGGAGGCGAGCGACGCGCUGCGCGCGUCGGGGUUCGGGGACGUGCCGCUCGUCGCGGCGGGCGGGGUCGCGGACGGCCGGGGCGCGGCGGCGGCGCUGGCGCUGGGCGCCGCGGGCGUGGUGAUGGGCACGCGGUUCCUCGCCGCGCGCGAGACCGCCGUGCACCCGCGCUACCGCGGCGCGAUACUGGCUGCGGCCGACGGCGGCGUGAGCACGGUGCGCGCGAAGGUGUUCGAUGAGCUGAGGGGCCCGACGAUGUGGCCGCCGGCGUAUGAUGGGCGCGCGCUGGCGACGGACAGCUAUAAGGAUUAUGUGAGCGGGGUGGGGAUCGAGAGGAUUAGGGAGCUGCAUAAGGAGGCGAAGGAGGGGGAGGGCGCGGGCUUUGGGGAGGAGAACCCGAGGGCGGCGGUUUGGGCGGGCGCGGGGGUGGGGUUGGUUAGGGAGGUUAAGGCGGCGGCGGAGAUUGUGGAGGAGGUUAGGAGUGCGGCGACGGGGAUACUGAGGGGGUUAUCUGCGCUGUGAAUCGGAUACCUAAUUGGUCAUCGGAUGUGGGCAUACAUAUCCAACCAUUGAAGAUGGUAUUUGUUUAGGAGGGUGGCUCAUACAUUUUCUCUUGAGAGGGGAUAAGGGCGAGGGGCGAGGGGCGAGGGGCUCAAGGCGC
Hypoxylon fragiforme is the source of this 1458-nucleotide messenger RNA. RefSeq lists its product as uncharacterized. The record is from RefSeq and is a predicted model, not a curated record. The transcript has a single exon. Gene Ontology annotation, molecular function: nitronate monooxygenase activity. Bases 285 to 1319 code for a protein of 344 amino acids. NCBI's taxonomy places the organism in Eukaryota, Fungi, Ascomycota, Sordariomycetes, Xylariales, Hypoxylaceae.